Molecule: messenger RNA, 1001 nt
Organism: Punctularia strigosozonata HHB-11173 SS5
Lineage: Eukaryota; Fungi; Basidiomycota; Agaricomycetes; Corticiales; Punctulariaceae
Exons: 4
Coding region: 53-853 (266 amino acids)
Source: RefSeq, a predicted model, not a curated record
GCUAAGUUCACGCCCACUUGAACAGCUAACGCCUGCCGUGUCCCCCCUCGUUAUGUCGAGCAAAAUACCUUGGGAAUCUGUCAAAAUGCUCACGCUCAGGAGUCUGUGCCAAGAGAUCGGUGCGCCGCACUGGGGGGCCAUGCGGAAAGACGAAAUGAUCGCGUUCCUCCAGGCCGCCAACGAGAAGGGAGUGGAGGCCGCUGCGAAGGAGAUGCCCACGCCCGCCAACAUCGAGACGCGCGCGGAUGGCACGUCCGUCAAGCGCAAGGCGGCGCCGAAGGAGGAGCCCUCCGUUCUCGUUGGAGGAAGCGAGACGCCGUCGGCCAGCACGCGGAGCAAGCGGGCUAAGGCGGUAAUUCAGACGAGGAGCUCGAGCACGAAGGCGGCCAAGGCUAAGGCUGAGAAGGACGCGGCCAACGGCGUUGGUAGGAAGCCGGCGCCGAGGAAGAAGAAGCGUCCUGCGAAGAAGGUGGAGAAGACAAGCAUCAGCGACGACGAGGACGCCGAGGGAGAGGACGUGGAGCCGUCUGACGCGGAGGCGGAUGCGGAAGGCGAGCCGUCCCAGGAGGCGCCGAAUGAUGAUGCCAUGCAGGAGGACGUACCCCCUCCUUCUGCCUCUGCAGAAACGAAUGACGCUACUGCCACUGACGACGAUGUAGCCGGAAGUGGUGUUGUGCAGGAUGCAUCGCCCCCUGAACCCGUUACUGUCGUCGAGACUACGGCCACCGAGAUGGUUGUCGAUCCCGCUGGGACAUUUACCGCUUCGGAAACCACGCAAGUCGUAGUCCUCACCAACGAAGACGCAACAUAUGCAGUUGCUGCAGAAGGCACAUCGACGACCCCCGCUGCAUGAAAAACGCGAACCGAUGCGAUAUGACGACUCUCUGUUGUGAAAAUUCGUACUUCAUCGACAGGGUAUAUAUUUGGCCAUCCUUCCCCGGCUCCAUUGCGCUGCUUUAUAUAUGAAAAUAAUAAUACGAUCACAAUUCAGGUGUUUCCUC